AUGGAGAUUGAGAAAAAGAAGAUUGAAUUAGAAAAGGCAAUGUUGGAUGGUAAAAGCCAUGUGAUAUAUGCAGAGGAAGAAGCUGCAGGAACUCGUCUUCUCAUUGAUGGAAGAACUUGUUUGCUACUUAAUGCCCACGAUCCUUCGAAGUUGAUGGCUGAGACACCGUGCAAGUUGCUGAGGUAUUUGGUUUCAGACAACAACAAUAUUGAUGCUGAUGCUGAAGUUGAGGCUGGUGAACUUAUAGCCAAGCUUGAUCUUAAUGAUCCUUCUGCUGUAAGAAAGGUCGAACCCUUUCAUGGAGGUUUCCCACGAUUAGGGCUUCCAACCGCAAUUUCCGGUAAAGUUCAUCAGAGAUGUGCUGCAACUUUAAAUGUUGCUCGCAUGAUUCUUGCCGACUAUGAGGACAAAGUAGAUGAGGUUGUUCAAGACUUGCUUAAUUGCCUGGAUAGCCCUGAACUGCCAUUUCUUCAGUGGCAAGAGUGCUUUGCAGUUCUGGCGACACGACUACCUAAAAAUCUCAGGAACAUGUAUAGGGAAUUUGAGAAUAUCUCCAGAAACUCUCUAACCACUGAUUUCCCUGCCAAACUCUUAAAAGGCAUUCUUGAUCAGGCACAUGUCUCUUCUUGUGAUGAGAAAGAGAGAGGUGCCUUGGCAAGGCUCAUUGAACCGUUGAUGAGCCUUGCAAAAUCUUAUGAAGGUGGUAGAGAAAGUCAUGCGCGUGUUAUUGUUCAUUCCCUCUUUGAAGAAUAUCUAUCAGUAGAAGAAUUAUUCAAUGAUAAUAUGCUGGCUGAUGUUAUAGAACGCAUGCGCCAACAAUACAAGAAAGAUCUGUUGAAGAUUGUGGAUAUAGUGCUCUCACACCAGGUCUGUGAUCAUCUUUCUUAG
Messenger RNA from Arabidopsis lyrata subsp. lyrata, 888 nucleotides. RefSeq names its product acetyl-CoA carboxylase 1. The record is from RefSeq and is a predicted model, not a curated record. Bases 1 to 888 code for a protein of 295 amino acids. Gene Ontology annotation, molecular function: ATP binding; acetyl-CoA carboxylase activity. Lineage: Eukaryota; Viridiplantae; Streptophyta; Magnoliopsida; Brassicales; Brassicaceae. The transcript has 8 exons. Gene Ontology annotation, biological process: fatty acid biosynthetic process.